UUGCCAUGAGGCAGCCAAAAAUAAUACAUAUGGCAUUCAGGAGAGCAGUUGCUAAUUGGCUGCUGCCUGAGAAAAUGGUGCACUUGGCGGCGGCUACUUAACACUGUGGGUUUGGCAGGAAGCCAGAUUUGGGGUCAGGUUGUUGUGAAUGAAGCUGCAUGUGGUUAGGGAGGAGUUCAGAUGAUUCAUGUCUCAGGAGCUGUGUCACUUCAAGUAACCUGUGUGGACCUAACCUUAUUAGACUCUUAUCUCCACGACCUCCCGGCUCAAAGGUGCUCCUCUUACAACAACAUCCUACACUGCUUUUUAAAAAUUUUUAUUGUUUUUAAUUAUUUACUUCUUUUUUUUUUUAAUUUCUAUUUUGUGUUCAUAGGGAAGUAAAACUUUUUUUUUUUUUUUCCUGGAAGUAGCUGGUUUUAAACUUUUUAUCUGAAAUUUUCUUUUAUUGCAGAAGGAAUCUGGAGAGGAGGUAGAAGUUGAAGAGUUCUAUGUGAAAUACAAAAACUUCUCUUAUCUUCACUGUCAGUGGGCAUCUGUAGAAGAUCUGGAGAAAGAUAAGAGAAUCCAACAAAAGAUUAAACGAUUUAAAGCAAAGCAGGGCCAGAACAAAUUUCUUUCCGAGAUUGAAGAUGAGCUUUUUAAUCCAGAUUAUGUGGAGGUUGACCGGAUAAUGGACUUUGCACAUAGCACAGAUGACCGGGGAGAGCCUGUAACUCACUAUCUGGUGAAGUGGUGCUCACUGCCUUAUGAAGAUAGCACUUGGGAGCUAAGGCAGGACAUAGAUCAAGCAAAAAUUGAAGAGUUUGAAAGACUUAUGUCCAGGGAGCCGGAAACAGAACGUGUGGAGCGACCUCCUGCUGACGACUGGAAGAAAUCGGAGAGUUCCAGGGAGUAUAAAAACAAUAACAAACUCAGGGAAUACCAGUUGGAAGGAGUAAACUGGCUGCUUUUCAACUGGUACAACACGCGAAACUGCAUUUUAGCAGAUGAGAUGGGUUUGGGAAAAACUAUCCAGUCCAUUACAUUUCUCUAUGAGAUAUAUUUGAAAGGAAUCCAUGGCCCUUUUUUAGUCAUUGCUCCAUUGUCCACAAUCCCCAACUGGGAAAGGGAAUUCCGAACCUGGACAGAGUUGAAUGUGGUUGUGUAUCAUGGGAGUCAAGCAAGUCGGCGAACCAUUCAGUUGUAUGAAAUGUACUUCAAAGAUCCUCAGGGUCGAGUGAUAAAGGGGUCCUACAAGUUUCAUGCCAUCAUCACUACAUUUGAGAUGAUUUUGACUGACUGUCCUGAGCUGCGAAAUAUCCCAUGGCGCUGUGUAGUCAUCGAUGAAGCCCACAGGCUGAAGAAUAGGAACUGCAAGCUAUUGGAAGGACUCAAGAUGAUGGAUUUGGAACACAAAGUGCUGCUGACAGGGACCCCACUGCAGAACACUGUGGAGGAGCUCUUUAGCUUGCUUCAUUUCUUGGAACCGAGUCGCUUCCCUUCAGAAACCACCUUUAUGCAAGAAUUUGGUGAUCUGAAAACAGAGGAACAGGUGCAAAAACUCCAGGCUAUUCUAAAGCCAAUGAUGUUGAGACGUCUCAAGGAGGAUGUAGAAAAGAACUUGGCCCCAAAGGAAGAAACUAUUAUUGAAGUUGAGCUAACAAACAUUCAGAAGAAAUAUUACCGAGCCAUCCUUGAGAAGAAUUUUACAUUUCUUUCCAAAGGUGGUGGUCAAGCUAACGUACCUAACCUUUUAAACACCAUGAUGGAAUUACGGAAGUGCUGCAAUCAUCCGUACCUUAUCAACGGUGCUGAAGAGAAAAUUUUGGAAGAGUUUAAAGAGACACACAAUGCAGACUCUCCAGAUUUUCAGCUCCAGGCGAUGAUCCAGGCUGCUGGCAAGCUAGUGCUGAUUGACAAGCUGCUGCCAAAACUGAAGGCUGGCGGCCACAGGGUGCUUAUCUUUUCCCAGAUGGUGCGCUGCUUGGACAUCCUGGAAGACUACCUCAUCCAGAGACGGUACCCAUAUGAAAGGAUCGAUGGCCGAGUGAGAGGCAACCUUCGUCAGGCAGCUAUCGACAGAUUCUCCAAACCUGAUUCUGAUAGGUUUGUUUUCCUCCUGUGUACGAGGGCAGGAGGGCUAGGCAUUAAUCUUACUGCUGCUGAUACCUGCAUCAUCUUUGAUUCUGACUGGAAUCCCCAAAAUGAUCUCCAGGCUCAGGCUAGAUGUCAUAGAAUAGGGCAGAGCAAGUCGGUGAAAAUCUACAGGCUGAUUACAAGAAAUUCCUACGAAAGGGAAAUGUUUGACAAGGCUAGCUUGAAGCUUGGUCUGGAUAAAGCCGUGCUGCAGUCCAUGAGCGGAAGGGAGAAUGCCACCAAUGGGGUACAACAGCUUUCCAAGAAAGAGAUAGAAGACCUUCUACGCAAAGGGGCUUAUGGAGCUCUCAUGGAUGAGGAGGACGAAGGGUCAAAGUUCUGUGAGGAGGACAUUGAUCAGAUCCUUCUGCGGCGAACCCACACCAUCACCAUUGAGUCGGAAGGGAAAGGCUCCACAUUCGCCAAGGCAAGUUUCGUUGCAUCUGGAAAUAGGACAGAUAUUUCCUUAGAUGAUCCAAAUUUCUGGCAGAAGUGGGCUAAGAAGGCCGAGCUGGACAUUGAUGCCUUAAAUGGGAGGAACAACCUGGUUAUUGAUACUCCAAGAGUAAGGAAGCAGACCAGACUCUACAGUGCAGUGAAGGAAGAUGAGCUGAUGGAAUUUUCAGACUUGGAAAGUGAUUCUGAAGAGAAGCCUUGCACAAAGCCCCGUCGACCCCAGGACAGGUCCCAGGGCUAUGCAAGGAGUGAGUGCUUUCGCGUUGAGAAGAAUCUGCUUGUCUAUGGUUGGGGACGCUGGACAGACAUCCUUUCCCAUGGACGCUACAAACGUCAGCUCACUGAACAGGAUGUGGAAACCAUCUGCAGAACCAUCCUUGUGUAUUGUCUCAAUCAUUACAAGGGAGAUGAGAAUAUUAAAAGCUUCAUUUGGGAUCUGAUCACUCCCACAGCCGAUGGCCAGACUCGAGCCCUGGUCAACCAUUCCGGUUUAUCCGCCCCAGUGCCAAGAGGCAGGAAGGGAAAGAAAGUGAAAGCCCAGAGUGCACACCCCAUGGUGCAGGAUGCUGACUGGCUGGCUGGCUGCAACCCAGAUGCCCUGUUCCAGGAAGACAGCUAUAAGAAGCAUCUGAAACACCACUGCAACAAGGUCCUGCUGCGUGUCCGCAUGCUGUACUACCUAAGACAAGAAGUUAUAGGAGACCAGGCAGAUAAGAUCCUAGAGGGUGCUGACUCAAGUGAAGCUGAUGUGUGGAUACCCGAACCCUUCCAUGCAGAAGUCCCGACAGAUUGGUGGGAUAAGGAAGCAGAUAAAUCCCUCCUAAUUGGAGUGUUCAAACAUGGCUACGAGAAGUACAAUUCCAUGAGAGCUGACCCUGCACUGUGCUUCCUGGAACGAGUCGGUAUGCCGGAUGCCAAAGCCGUGGCUGCUGAGCAGAGAGGAGCAGACAUGCUAGCAGAUGGUGGUGAUGGGGGAGAAUUUGACAGAGAAGAUGAAGACCCAGAAUAUAAACCAACCAGAACACCAUUCAAGGAUGAAAUAGAUGAAUUUGCCAAUUCUCCAGAAGAUAAGGAAGAGUCUAUGGAAAUGCGUGCCACAGGCAAACAUAGUGAGAGUAAUGCUGAGUUAGGCCAACUUUACUGGCCUAACACUUCAACCCUGACCACCCGUCUGCGCCGGCUCAUUACUGCCUAUCAGCGUAGCUAUAAAAGGCAACAAAUGAGGCAAGAGGCUCUAAUGAAGACUGACCGGCGGAGACGGCGGCCCCGGGAGGAAGUGAGAGCACUAGAAGCGGAAAGGGAAGCUAUCAUAUCAGAGAAACGACAAAAGUGGACACGGAGAGAAGAGGCUGAUUUUUACCGUGUGGUAUCCACCUUUGGAGUAAUUUUUGAUCCCAUGAAACAGCAGUUUGACUGGAACCAGUUCCGAGCCUUUGCCAGACUUGACAAAAAGUCUGAUGAGAGUUUGGAGAAAUACUUCAGUUGUUUUGUGGCCAUGUGCCGGCGAGUGUGUCGGAUGCCUGCUAAACCAGAUGAUGAACCACCUGACCUCUCUUCCAUAAUCGAGCCAAUCACAGAAGAGCGUGCCUCCAGAACUCUCUAUCGCAUCGAACUACUGCGGAAAAUCCGGGAGCAGGUUCUCCACCACCCUCAGCUGGGAGAGAGGCUGAAACUCUGCCAACCGAGUCUGGAUCUACCAGAGUGGUGGGAAUGUGGGAGGCAUGACCGAGACUUGCUGGUGGGUGCUGCUAAGCACGGGGUUAGUCGGACGGAUUAUCACAUCCUUAAUGACCCUGAGUUAUCCUUCCUGGAGGCACACAAAAACUUUGCUCAGAACAGAGGGGCAGGUGGUAUUUCCGCCUUGAACCCACUGACCAUUGGAUUUGGCCAGACUGCCGCUGUCAUUUCCACACAUGUCCCGGAUGAAAAGGUGGUGGGCCAAACUGAAAGCAAAGUGGAGGGCUCAGAAAAUGUAACCACACCAGAGAAAGCAGACAUAAAAGAAGAGGAAGAAGAAGCUGACGGUGGGGAAAAGGACAGUAAACAAGAAUGUGAGACAGAGGCCAGCUCUGUGAAAAAUGGACUGAAAGGUGCGGAAGUCAGUGCAGAUACAGGGCCCAAGUCUAUUUCAGAAAAAGGAUCAGAAGAGGAUGAAGAAGAGAAACUGGAGGACGAUGAUAAGUCAGAAGAGUCUUCCCAAGCUGAGGCAGGAGCUGUCUCUAGAGGGAAGAAUUUUGACGAAGAAAGCAAUGCUUCUAUGAGCACCGCGAGGGAUGAGACCCGCGAUGGGUUCUACAUGGAGGAUGGAGACCCUUCAGUGGCUCAGCUUCUCCAUGAAAGAACAUUUGCCUUCUCAUUUUGGCCUAAGGAUCGAGUAAUGAUAAACCGAUUAGACAACAUCUGCGAAGCAGUGUUGAAAGGCAAAUGGCCGGUAAAUAGGCGCCAGAUGUUUGAUUUCCAGGGUCUCCUCCCUGGCUACACGCCACCCACUGUGGACAGUCCCCUGCAGAAGAGGAGCUUCACUGAGCUCUCCAUGGUUGGUCAGGCGAGCAUUAGCGGGAGUGAGGACCUCACAGCUUCUCCUCAGUUGUCCAAAGAAGAUGCCCUCAACCUCUCUGUCCCUCGCCAGCGGAGGAGGAGGAGGAGGAAAAUUGAAAUCGAGGCUGAAAGAGCUGCCAAGAGGCGAAACCUCAUGGAGAUGGUGGCCCAACUGCGGGAGUCUCAGGUGGUCUCAGAAAACGGACAAGAAAAAGUUGUAGAUUUAUCAAAGGCCUCACAAGAGGCGGCAAGCUCUACCUCAAAUUUUUCAUCUCUUACUUCAAAAUUUAUCUUGCCUAAUGUCUCAACACCAGCGUCUGAUGCCUUUAAGACUCAAAUGGAACUGCUCCAGGCAGGCCUGUCCCGCACACCCACAAGGCAUCUGCUAAAUGGCUCCCUAGUGGAUGGAGAGCCUCCCAUGAAGAGGAGGCGGGGAAGGAGGAAAAACGUAGAAGGCCUUGAUCUGCUUUUCAUGAGCCACAAACGGACGUCAUUGAGUUCAGAGGAUGCUGAGGUGACCAAAGCUUUCGAAGAAGAUAUAGAGACUCCACCAACAAGAAACAUUCCUUCUCCUGGACAGCUGGACCCUGACACACGGAUCCCUGUUAUGAAUCUUGAAGAUGGGACUAGGCUAGUAGGGGAAGAUGCUCCUAGAAACAAGGAUCUAGCUGAAUGGCUGAAGCUGCAUCCUACUUACACUGUUGAUACGCCAAGUUACGUACCAAAGAAUGCAGAUGUGCUGUUUUCCUCAUUUCAGAAACCGAAACAGAAACGACACAGAUGUCGAAACCCUAAUAAGUUGGAUAUAAACACUUUGACAGGAGAAGAGAGGGUACCUGUUGUCAAUAAGCGAAAUGGGAAGAAGAUGGGUGGAGCUAUGGCGCCUCCAAUGAAGGAUCUACCUAGGUGGCUAGAAGAAAACCCUGAAUUUGCAGUUGCUCCAGACUGGACUGAGAUAGUGAAGCAGUCUGGUUUUGUUCCUGAGUCCAUGUUUGACCGGCUCCUCACUGGACCUGUGGUGAGAGGAGAAGGAGCAAGCCGAAGAGGCAGAAGGCCCAAAAGUGAGAUUGCCAGGGCUGCAGCAGGCAUGGCCUCCACAUCAGGAAUCAACCCUUUGUUGGUGAACAGCUUGUUUGCCGGGAUGGAUCUGACGAGCCUUCAGAAUCUCCAGAGCCUCCAGUCUCUCCAGCUGGCAGGCCUCAUGGGUUUCCCUCCAGGACUGGCUGCCGCUGCGACAGCUGGAGGCGACACUAAGAACCCUGCAGCUGUGCUGCCCCUUGUGCUGCCGGGCAUGGCGGGCCUGCCCAGCGUGUUCGGACUGGGCGGACUGUUGAACAACCCUCUAUCCGCUGCUACUGGAAACACCACUACUGCUUCUAGUCAAGGAGAGCCGGAAGACAGCACUUCAAAAGUAGAGGAGAAAGGAAAUGAGAACGAAGAAGAGAACAAAGACUCGGAGAAAAGCACAGAUGCUGUUUCGGCCUCUGACCCUGCAAAUGGAUCUGUUGGUGCUGCUACUGCCCCGGCUGGAUUGCCCUCCAACCCACUGGCCUUCAACCCUUUCCUCCUGUCCACCAUGGCUCCAGGCCUCUUUUACCCGUCCAUGUUUCUACCUCCGGGACUGGGAGGAUUGACACUACCUGGGUUCCCAGCGUUAGCAGGACUUCAGAAUGCCGUGGGAGCCGGUGAGGACAAGGCUCCCGACAAGGUCGAGGGCAGCGCCUUUCAGGAGGAAGAGAACCUAGAAGGCAGUGAUGCCGAGGAGAACCUGGAUAAGACUGCGGAGUCCUCCAUCUUAGAAGAUGAAAUAGCACAGGGGGAAGAGCUCGACUCGCUCGACGGGGGGGAGGAAAUAGAAAACCAUGGAAACGAUGAGUAACCCUGUGCCAGUUCCAGUUAAAGUGUUUCAAACUUUUUGACAAGUGGUAGUCCUACUGUUUACACUCACAGUUAAUGUUCAUACCUAGUUUUAUAAGCUGUUCUGUAACAUAGUGUAGCAAAAAAAAAAAAAAGAAAGAAAAAGAAAAAAGAAAAGAAAAAGGAAAAAAAAAAAAAGUCCAAGUCAUGUUAUACAGGUAUGUCAAAAGGUAUCUUGGUCAUGGAGUAUUGUGCAGUGCAUUAUUUAUUAUCCCUAGGAGAGAUGAAAUUUGAGAGGUGAUCAUGUCUUUUUUAAGGAAACUUACAUAAUGCUCUGCUUUUUUAUUUUUUUUUUUCCCCUUUCCUUUUGGUACCAUCGGUAUUAUAAUAAAGAGCGAUUUUUAACUGGAGUGGCACUAAUGGAAGGAAGUGCCGCUCAAAGGAAAUAUGAAGUUAUAUAUUUAAUUUUUUUAUCUGAAUUCUUUUGCUGUGAAGGUCAAGAUGAAAUUUACCACGCAUAUCAUACCUGUCCAUUGGUCUCCCUGUUUAACUGUAUGGCGGGUCCCCUUCCCCCCGUGCAGCCACACACAUCCACACUCUGACAAUCUCCACAUCGGUGUGAACGCCUCUGACCCGAGGUGCAGCAAUAAUAAGGCAGCUGUUGAAUGUGAAGGAUCCCUUUGGAAACUUACCUACUGGGAGGGUUCUUGCCGGAUAGAACUACAGUUCCAUUGUCUCGUGGUCUUGUAAUGCACUGGUAUAAGCAAAAUAAAUAGAUGAAUAAAUAAAGCGUGAGAGAAGAGAGAAUCAGGUACCUUUUUUUUAAAUUAAAGGACUUUGUUACUUUAGCCACAAAGCUAAAACAGCAUUACCUCAGCUCGAAACUAGCCUUGAAGUUUACAGACAUGACUUUGUAAAUGUAUUGUUUUUCUUUGUUGUGAUGUCCUUUUAUUUUUUUUCCCCCCUUUGGAAACUGCUAUCAUGUAAGAUAAGAUGUAAAUUGCUGCCAACUGUAGUAAUGAUGCUUUUAAUAAAAGUGACCCAUGAUAUGCAGAGAUGUCA
Erinaceus europaeus (western European hedgehog) is the source of this 8028-nucleotide messenger RNA. It is a transcript of the gene CHD7, whose product is annotated as chromodomain helicase DNA binding protein 7. NCBI's taxonomy places the organism in Eukaryota, Metazoa, Chordata, Mammalia, Eulipotyphla, Erinaceidae. The transcript has 32 exons. The coding region runs from base 671 to 6988 and encodes 2105 amino acids. Gene Ontology annotation, molecular function: ATP binding; protein binding; ATP-dependent chromatin remodeler activity. The record is from RefSeq and is a predicted model, not a curated record.